CUCAGUUAUGAGUUUUUAGGAGUUGGUGUCUGGCGGGACCGCGGCACUUGACAAACGAUGCGAUGCCGAACGGAAGCUGCUGCCCAGAUUGCGGCUCCUCUGAGCUCGUGGAAGAUUCGCAUUAUUCUCAGAGCCAGCUGGUGUGUUCCGACUGCGGCUGCGUGGUCACCGAAGGGGUCCUUACUACUACCUUCAGCGACGAGGGCAACCUCAGAGAAGUGACAUAUUCUCGAAGCACAGGAGAAAACGAACAAGUUAGUCGAAGUCAGCAACGAGAUCUCCGUCGAGUAAGAGACCUGUGUCGAAUUCUGAAGUUGCCACUAACAUUUGAGGAUACAGCAAUCUCCUACUACCAAAAGGCGUAUCAGCUGUCUGGCAUCCGAGCCUCUCGGCUGCAGAAGAAGGAAGUGUUAGUUGGAUGCUGUGUUUUAAUCACCUGCCGGCAACAUAACUGGCCGCUCACCAUGGGAGCUGUCUGCACGCUGCUGUAUGCAGAUCCGGAUGUGUUUUCCAGCACCUACAUGCAGAUAGUGAAGCUCCUGGGGCUGGAUGUGCCAUCCCUGUGCCUGGCCGACUUGGUGAAGUCUUACUGCAGCAGCUUCAAACUGUUCCAAGUGACCCCAUCCAUGCCUGCCAAAUACGUGGAGGACAAAGACAAGCUGCUGGCUCGGACCUUGCUGUUGGUGGAGCUGGCCAGUGAGACGUGGCUCGUGACUGGACGGCAUCCCUUGCCCAUCAUCACGGCAGCCGCCUUCCUGGCAUGGCAGUCUCUGCGGCCUUCAAACCGGCUCGCCUGCUCUCUUGCCCAGUUUUGUAAAUUGGCUAACGUGGACCUGCCCUACCCAGCUGCCUCUCGCCUGCAGGAGCUCCUGGCCGUGCUCCUUCAGAUGGCCAGCCAGCUGGCCUGGCUACGGGUUCUAAAACUUGAUAAGCGGACGGUGGUGAAACACAUUGGCGACCUUCUCCAGCACCGCCACAUGCUGGUCCGAAUGGCUUUUCGAGAUGGAACAGCAGAAGUAGAGUCCGAGAAGCAGCAGCAGCAGCAGCAGCAGCAGGGACAAAAACAGCAGGAAGAGGUGGGGGAUGGUCCCUUCGACUUGCCCAAUAGGAAACGUCCCGCCAGUCCUGCUCUCCUCCUCCCACCCUGCAUGUUGAAGCCCCCCAAGCGGACCCAUGCCAUGCCCCCCGAAUCUGUAGUGACUGGAGAUGAGGACAUUUCUGAUAGUGAAAUAGAGCAAUAUCUGCGCACCCCUCAGGAAGUCAGGGACUUUGAGAGAGCCCAAGCUGCUAGCCAGGCAGCCAUGAGUGUCCCUAACCCUCCCUGAUGCACAUUCUUUAAGGUGUUUUCAGUUCUGACUGCAAUUUAUUAACAGCUAUUUCUUGGCUAUUUCUUGGCUAUUCCUUGGCUAUUUCUUUCUUUAAGAAACCAAGAGUAGCCUUGCAGUUCACUGGACCCAAGGUCCUAGAGAAGAUGGGGGGAAAGUCCUGACCCGCGAUGCAGGUAACCAAGCCAGCUGUCUGUAGUCUAGGAUGGAGCCUUCCUAAGACGACGAAGGAAUCUGUCCAGCUGUCUUCUACCCUAGUGUGCAGUAAAUGCAUUGCUGUUGUGAAUGAGCUGGCAUUCUAGUGGCAUCAACUACCAUGAGCAUAAGCAGCAGUCCCUGGCCCGUGUCUGGUCUCGGUGCUAGUGGUUUGGAGUAUUCAUAAGAUCCGGUACAUCAUUAACAAAAGGACCAUGGGUGAACAACAGCUGUCGCUCAAAGAGUUUUGCAAGAUUUUAAUAUAUUAAAACAAAGAGGCAUCUGCUGGAAAACAUUCUAUUGUAGAAAACCAGAGCUUUUAAAACGUG
Grammomys surdaster is the source of this 1849-nucleotide messenger RNA. RefSeq names its product BRF2 RNA polymerase III transcription initiation factor subunit (gene Brf2). The transcript is spliced from 4 exons. Gene Ontology annotation, molecular function: RNA polymerase II general transcription initiation factor activity; TBP-class protein binding. The record is from RefSeq and is a predicted model, not a curated record. The coding region runs from base 63 to 1325 and encodes 420 amino acids. Gene Ontology annotation, cellular component: nucleus; transcription preinitiation complex. Gene Ontology annotation, biological process: transcription initiation at RNA polymerase II promoter; transcription preinitiation complex assembly. Lineage: Eukaryota; Metazoa; Chordata; Mammalia; Rodentia; Muridae.